Anopheles cruzii is the source of this 2019-nucleotide messenger RNA. RefSeq names its product embryonic polarity protein dorsal-like. The annotation marks the transcript as partial. Gene Ontology annotation, cellular component: cytoplasm. The transcript is spliced from 2 exons. Gene Ontology annotation, molecular function: DNA-binding transcription factor activity. Gene Ontology annotation, biological process: innate immune response; inflammatory response; non-canonical NF-kappaB signal transduction. The record is from RefSeq and is a predicted model, not a curated record. NCBI's taxonomy places the organism in Eukaryota, Metazoa, Arthropoda, Insecta, Diptera, Culicidae.
AAGCAGGUGGCCAUCAGCUUCCGGACGCCACCGUACCGAUCGAUUGAUAUCACCGAUUCCGUGGAGGCAUACGUACAGCUCGAGCGGCCAUCGGACAACACGUACUCGGAGGCUCGUGAAUUCAAGUUCAUCCCGCUAGACACAGGUAGGCGCCGAUUUUCGUCUCUACAGCGUGAUCUUGCGAACAAUCCUAGCGACUCUCCCGAGGACCGGCUCUUCAAGCGCAUCCUCCUCGAGGGAUCGAACCGCCCGAAACCGAUCACGAACGGUGCCCCCGCGACGCGCACCGACGAGGUGAUUGUGCUCGACACUCCGAACGUGGAGGAAAAACCGUUCGCCACGGAAACGGUAUCCAGCGAUCAGAAAACGAACGAAUGGAUACAACGAAACGAGUUCAGUGUGGCACCCAACAACAACAACAACAACAUCAGUGAUGAAGCGUCAUCUGGUGACGAUAAUCGUAUGGUCAUUGGGGAUACGAAUAACAAUAUUUACCAGACGAAUUCGUUCGAUGUGCCAGACGGUGGCGUCGAUCCGUGUGCGACUGAAAUGUCCACCGAUACUGUUGCUACUGUUGCUGCUGGUGCUGCUGUUGGCGAUGUUGGUGGUGUGGUCAGUGACGAAGAUCGUACGUUGAACGAACUGCUGGAGCAAGUGGCCGAGCUGGACGAGAUAUACACCGAUCAUCAGCUGCGCCGCGAGAACAUGAUUCUGGAGCAGGAGCUGAACACGCUGGACCAAUCCAUGCCCGUCCAGCUGGGAUCGCCGGGCGGUGAGCGAAUGGACAUUGACGAAGUGUUUGAUGAUGCCGCCACAUACACCAGUCUGCAGCGGGCCUUCAAGAAUCCACUCUCCAUUACGCUCGGUCCACCGGUGCCUCCGAGACCGGAACACGCCAGACUCGAUCCCGGGGUGUACGACGCGGUAGAACCACUGCACGUUCCCACGAUUGAGGUGAGCUCCCUGAAGCGCGAGUCGCCGGAGAACGAAAAGCUACCGCCGUUGCCUCCGAAGCGUGCCAAACCGAGCGUGCAGAACAAGGAAAACACGGCGCUCGAUGCGAACGACGAGGUGCUCCUGAACACCAUCAUUCGCAAGGGCUCGAUGCGCAGCCUGGUGCCACGGCCCCAGUCCGACCAGAUCAUCAUCAUGAAAACGCCGGACAGUCCACCGACCAAGAAGCUGCCGCCGACACCGCCUGCCUCCCCGUCGAAGGCGUCCACCAGUGGGUCGGCUGGCGGGGACUUUAGUACACUGCCCAAGAAUGGCAGCAAAAAGCCGGGCUUCUUUUCGAAGCUGUUCUCGCGCAAGAAGAGCAAAUCCGAUCUGACCGCCAGCACGAGCACACUGAACCGCAAGACGCCGGGCGCCGGUCAAUCGGAAGAUUCGACACCGGUCCAUGGUGCCGGUGGUGGAAAGAAGCUACGCGAUUCGACCGGCCGCGGUUCGUUCCGGGAUGCGGUGGGCGAUAAGCGUAAACCGGGCAAACCGGUUGCCCGCAGUGUCAGCAGUGUCAGUGCUCGCAGGCCGGCGUCCGAAGCGAAUCCGGACUUUAUCUACAUCCCACUGAAGGGUGACGGUCCUGGAAGUGCCAUGCAAUCGCGUAACGGAGGUAGCGGAACGCACCUGUCCCUGCCGGGCAAUGAUUCGUACGAACGGGCCAGUACGGCUUCACUGCCACCGCUCGACCGCAAGGCGGUCAGUGCGCUGCAGCUGGAUGUGCCCAUCCAAGACGGCAACCUGGAGCUGGUGGCGAUCGCGGACGCGCGCAGCAUAAAGAAUCUCGUCGAAGGCAACUACGGUGUCCAGCUGGACCCGAGCGUCGAUCUGACGGAAGCGGAACACUUUGCCCUGUACACCUCGAUAGCUCCGAACGCGGCGCUGAGCGAGUUCGACGAAACCUCCUGCUACUAUGCUCUGGUCGAACCAAGUCCGCUGGCCUCACUCCAAACGCAGCAGCAACAGCAGCAGCAGCAGCAAUACCAAACCACCAUGAUGGCCACCAACAGUGAUGUCUGA